AUGCCUGAAGGAAACGCAGCAGCAGGCCCUGCGCCUGCUGCGCGGCAAGAGGAAGGCGGCUCCUCUCUCAUGUCGAGAAUCGGGUGGGGUCUUGCCAUGUACAUGGGAAUGCAAUUCCUCAUGAAGCAGUUCGUGCCAGCUGCUCCGCAAAGCAAGACUGUCACCGAUGCCUCGGGUCAAACGGUCCAGGUCCCUGCGAACACCGCCGACGUUCCCCCUUACGCUCUACGGCCCAAGACCUUGGAUGAAGGCGCUACCUGGAAUCCAAUUCCACAGAAGCUCGCACCGCUUUGGCCCGACGACAGCGUUAUCGAUAUCAUUAUUACACUCUCGUCCUCUGUCAAGCCGACUCCGCUCAAGGACACACCGGAGGAUAUGAUUGUGUUUAAGGAGGAAGACUUCAAGAUUGGCAAUUGGAGCGAGAAGCGUUCUGUGGACACUACGAUCACAGUUCCCAAGGCUGUUCAGAACAACGGAACACUCUGGGGACACUUCUAUGUUGGUCUGCACGGAGACUCCCGCCUUGAUCCGACACAGCCAGGCUAUGAUCCAGCCAAGGCCUACUACUUCGUCUACCCUUUUACCCAGUACAUCCCCAAGAAGAAGGUCAAGAAGACACGCAGUCUGCUGGAAACCAAAAACAUCACUGAAGCCGAGGAAGCCGAGGAAGAGGAUAUUGGACCCAUCAUCGUCGGAAAUUAUUAUCACCCCAACACCUCGCUGUCCUUUGUCCCGGGAGUUGGCACAAUCAUGUAUCCAACCUCCAGCGGUGCUGUCCGGCAGUUUCUUCAGCUCGAACCUACCGGUGCCCGAGAUGGAUCCGGACAGAAUUCAUGGUACUACCCUAUCCUGUUCGCCAACGGCUUUUGGCAACUCAAGAGCCAACACAGCCUGGUCAAUGAGACUGUCAAGACUUUGCCCGUCCACAUCGAGCUGAACAACCUGGCCAAUUGGAAAUUCCAGGUGAUGUCAUCUAUCGAACUCGGCGGCAGGGAGUCCGCGCGUCAAGCUGCCUUUGGCAACCCUGUUGCCGGUGGCGGUGACGGCAGCGAGAUCGAGAUGAUCAAAGAGAUCUUCCUCGACACAAACCCUAUUCUACUCGGUAUCACCAUCGUAGUCAGUAUUGCGCAUCUGAUCCUCGAGACCCUGGCUUUUGGUUCCGACAUUGCGCACUAUCGCAAGAAGAAGGACAAUGUUGGCAUUUCUGUGCGGUCGAUCCUGGCCAAUGUCUUCAUGCAGACCGUCAUCUUCCUCUACCUCGUGGACAACUCGCAGAACACAAGCUGGAUGAUUCUCGGCUCCCAGGGUGUCGGUAUUAUCAUCGAGCUGUGGAAGAUCACGACCGUGGUUAACGUCAGGGUGCGCGAUGCAGAACCGGGCUCGUGGUUGCCGAAAAAGAUAGUCUUCGAGGAUAAGCACAAGCUCAGCGAAACCGAGGAGAAGACGAAAGAGUACGACGAGAUCGCAUUCAAAUAUCUGUACUGGGUCGGCGCUCCGCUGCUUGUCGCAUACGCUAUCUACUCCCUCGUAUACGACGAGCACAAGUCGUGGUACUCGUUCAUCAUUGCAACCCUCGUGGGCUCCGUCUACGCCUACGGCUUCUUGAUGAUGGUCCCCGCUCUCUACAUCAACUACCGGUUGAAGAGCGUUGCUCACAUGCCGGGCAAGGCAAUGAUGUACAAGUUUUUGAACACAUUCAUUGACGACUUGUUCGCCUUCACCAUCAAGAUGCCGUUGCUGCAUCGUCUUGCGACCUUCCGGGACGACAUCAUCUUCUUUGUCUACCUGUACCAGACCUGGGCGUACACAGUGGACUACACUCGAGUGAACGAGUUUGGCCAAGGUGGAGACGACGAGGACGCCGGAGAGGACAAGAAGGACAGCAAGGAGCUUCCUGCCCCGGCCAAGGAUGAUACUGCGGCCACCGUCAAGGCCACCGGUGCCUCGGGUAGCACGGCCAGUGCUACGAAGAGGAAGUAG
This is a messenger RNA of Diaporthe amygdali, 1980 nucleotides long. RefSeq names its product cleft lip and palate transmembrane protein 1. Lineage: Eukaryota; Fungi; Ascomycota; Sordariomycetes; Diaporthales; Diaporthaceae. The record is from RefSeq and is a predicted model, not a curated record. The transcript has 2 exons. The coding region runs from base 1 to 1980 and encodes 659 amino acids. Gene Ontology annotation, cellular component: endomembrane system; membrane.